Messenger RNA from Pseudozyma hubeiensis SY62, 1800 nucleotides. RefSeq names its product endopeptidase. NCBI's taxonomy places the organism in Eukaryota, Fungi, Basidiomycota, Ustilaginomycetes, Ustilaginales, Ustilaginaceae. Bases 1 to 1800 code for a protein of 599 amino acids. The transcript has 2 exons. Gene Ontology annotation, biological process: proteolysis. The record is from RefSeq and is a predicted model, not a curated record. Gene Ontology annotation, molecular function: aspartic-type endopeptidase activity.
AUGAAGAAGUUCUCAACCCGCUUCCUCACCCUUCUCCUUGCGCUAUUGUCCAUCGGAGCCUUCAACUUGAAUGCUCUCCUCGACCAUGUGCACUCUGACACAGCCAGCUCCUGGCCGGUGGCGUCUGGCGCACCGCUAUACGCAAAUUCGCGGGCUUCGGCCUUGGAGACACGCUCCAGAAAACCUCGUGUGGGAAUCGUAGUAACGAGCGGCUCGACGGCGAGCAUGAAGAGCAGCACCGCUCCUCUCAAUACAAUCACUUCUGGCGGCGCUCAAUCGAGCGGAUCAGCGUUCGAGACUGCAAACGGGAGAGUGGGCAUGAAGGUGCAGCUCAAACGGCUGGAACGUAAUCAAGACAGCAACCCAUUGAUGCUCUACCAACGACACAUCAACCGAGCCAACUCCAAGCUCGCUUCGAUCCUCGGUCGGACCGCCCCCACGUCCGAAGAGAUGCAACAGGCGCUCGAACGACGCAAGGUCAGCAUCCUCACACGUCGCGGUCUGCUCUCCGACGAGUCAGAGCUCGACCGCCGUGCCGGCCGUCACACCAACCCUCGUCAAGGCUACACCACCCAUACCGAGUCCGGUGGUGACAUGCAACGUCGGUUCCUCUCCAACAUUAUGGACGAUCUCUUUGGUCGAACGGGCCUCGAGUCCGGAUCGAAAGCUAAAAUGACCAUCCAGAAAGUUGCCGGACAGGGAUACCCCGACAUCUCCAACGUUGCCUCUCAAUCAGACAAGCUCACCAACGCUUCUGCCCCCACCGCAGUCCAAAGCCUCGGCCUGGACAUCGAAUCCAACGACAUCGGUUACGUAGCGACCAUCGAGAUCGGUUCUCAGAACCAGACGUUCCGGAUGCUGAUCGAUUCGGGUUCUGCCGACACCUGGGUCCCGAGCACGGCAUGCCAAGCCUGCGGCAGCUCGCACACGCAGCUCGGAACCUCCAACUCGGACUCGUUCAAGACCCUCUCCACCCCAUUCUCCAUCCAGUACGGAACAGGCGAUGUGUCGGGAAACCUGGCAACCGACAAUAUCGAGAUCGCUGGUCUUGCUCUCACCAACUACACGUUCGCAGUUUCCACGCAAGAAUCGUCGGACUUCGCAGACGACACUGUUCCCUUCGACGGUCUCAUGGGUCUCGCUAGAAGCGAGCUCUCCAACGCCGGUCAGCCUACACCCAUCGAUGCGCUGUACAAGGAGGGAAAAGUUCAAGCCCCCGUCAUGGGAUACCACCUCGGACGCGUUGCAGACGGCUACAACGACGGCGAGGUCACCUUUGGCGGUGUGGAUCCUGCCAAGUACACCGGAAACAUCACCGAGAUCGACAACGUCUCGACCAAAGGCUUCUGGGAAGCCGCUAUCGACCAAAUCUCCGUCUCGGGCAAUGAUCUCGGUCUAUCCGGCAGGACGGCGAUCUUGGACACGGGUACCACGCUCAUCGUCGCACCCCAAAGCGACGCCGAUGCUCUGCACGCCAAGAUCAAGGGCAGCAAAUCCGACGGACAGGGAGGCUACACCAUCCCCUGCACCACCACGGAUCAGGUCGCAUUGACGUUCGGUGGCACACAGUUCCCCAUCGACACCAGGGAUAUGCUGUUCCUCCCCGUCGAUGCGAACGACUUGACCGGCGACUGCGUUAGUGCCAUCAGCGCCGGCAACGUCGGUCAGAAGAACGAGUGGUUGGUCGGUGCGACCUUCUUGAAGAACGCGUACUUUGCCACCAAUACAAAGGCCAACAAGAUCGGCUUGGCAAAACUCAACUCGACCGACACCUCGGUGGCGACUGCCGGUAAGCAGUAA